GGCAUGUAGCUGUUUGUUUUUUUUUCACACUGCAGUAGCUUGAUAAGCUGCAGCUACUAGCUCUCCUUUAACGAGAUGUGUGUGGUGUAUUGUAAACGUUUCGGACAGAGAUAUGGGACAGCCUUUUAUUAAGGAUCACUAGAAAGGUUGCAGUCAUGGGCCCUGACGCUGAAUCUGUCCCUAAAACAUCAUCUUCAGAUGAAGGCCCGGGAGUAAUCGUCGUCAAGGUGAUCUCAGACUCAGAUUCGGACGAUGCAUCGUGCACCGCCGAGAACUCCAAGCAGUCGGAGAGCAACCCGGCGGACAAGUGUCACCCCUGCUCCGUCUGCGGGAAGGUGUUCGACAGGCCGUCCAAGCUGGAGCGACACAAACCGGUCCACACGAGGGAGCCCAAGACCGUUCAUCAGUGUGAGCACUGCGAGAAGAGUUUCACGCAGCAGGAGAAGCUGAUCCGACACCAGAGCUGCCACAAUCGGACUAACAAACACCCGUGUCCCGACUGCGGGAAAGUGUUUAACAGGCCUUCCAAGUUAGAGAGGCAUAAGCGCACGCACUCCAAGAAACCCAAGGUGCCUCAUCAGUGUUCGUUCUGCAUGAAGACGUUCAGUAAACUUAACAAACUGGUGCGUCACAAGCGGAUGCACACGGGAGAGAAGCCUUUCACCUGCUCGGUCUGCGGGAAAGGGUUCUCCGAGUCCGGGCACUGCAAAGCGCACGAGAAGACGCACCAGGAGCAGCCGGAGAAACCCCACCGCUGCGCCGACUGCGGGAUGUGUUUCUUCAAGGCGUCGGAGCUGCGUCGGCACUUCCGCUCGCACACGGGGGAGAAGCCGUUCAGAUGCAGCCUGUGCGAGAGCCGCUUCUCCCGCUCGGAGGGACUCAAGAGACACAUGAGGAGCCACACGGGGGAGCGGCCGUACAAGUGCAUCGUCUGCGAGAAGGGGUUUUACUCGCGUCACGACAUGAACAUUCACGGGCUGACCCACUCGGGGGAGAAACCGCACCUCUGCCCCGUGUGCGGGAAGGGCUUCUCGCAGCUCGGCAACAUGAAAGAGCACGAGCAGAACGUCCACAUCAAGUCGGAGAAGUACAUCUGCAACCUGUGCGGGGCGACGUUCACUCGGUACAAGUCUCUGACCAAACACCAGCGGACGCACACGGGAGAAAGACCCUACCUGUGCCUCACAUGCGGCCGCAGGUUUUCAUGGAGCCACUCUCUGAGCAGGCACCGCAGGUCGCACGCACACAGGCAGAUGUCGAUGGACACGGCCAAAGACACGUCGAGUUUUGAAGCGCCCUCUGAGAAUCAAGCAGCCGUUGAAGAAGUGAAAUCUUAAUAAAAGUUUGAGCUGAAAUGUACCAAUUUGUGUGACAUUAAAAUGUUGUUUUGAGGCUUUUUUUUUUACAUUUCUAUUUGUUGCUUGUUUUUUUAAUUCAUCCACUAAUUAUCAGAGAUUCUCAGUCAGCUGGCAACGAGCCUCUUGUUGUCUGAUAAAUAUUUGUUGAUCAAAAAGGAAAAAGCUUUUUGUGACAGAAGUGUUUCAAUUGCUGAAAUAUCACAGACUUUGUAAUUGUUUCUAAAAAUGGUUACUAACCAAAAGUGCUGUCACAACCAAAGCAGAGUUGACCCUUCAGAAGCCCCAAAACUGCAACCAGAUUUUCUAAAAUGAAAUAUUCACCCCGCCUCUGCAGCUGUAAGAUUAAAAGAGGAGUCAGUAGCAUUGUGUGCUCAUCGCCACAUUCGCUGCAGGAAGUAUUGUGUACGUUUACUUCCUGUACCAACACUGCAAGCUACUGUAUGCUAGCACAAGCUAACCACUGAUGUUUGGCAGCAGCAGCAGUGUUAAUGCGAACUGUUUUAUCCUUCUCAGCUUUUUUUUUACAAUCAUUGCAUUUUUCAUGAUGUGAACAUUAACAUGAACAGUAUGCUGUGCAGAAAUGUAAUUAACAGAUUUUUCUUUGUGAUACUUUAUACAAACAUGGGAGCCUACGAUCAAUAAAUAAGUACAUCACAUGUCGGAGAAGCCCGCUGCAGGAUUACAAUAUGGCAUUAAACUUUGAGAGACAUAAUCAAGCAGAGUGCUGACAUUUAUUUUAAGUUGUGCUGUUCUGGAUUUAAAUUGAACGUCGAGCUACACGCUUAAGGUCUGUCUUUGAUUGUAAUGAUAUUAAAGCCACCAAUAAACUGUCCUCACACAGCA
This is a messenger RNA of Labrus mixtus (cuckoo wrasse), 2201 nucleotides long. RefSeq names its product zinc finger protein ZFP2-like. Bases 156 to 1337 code for a protein of 393 amino acids. The transcript is spliced from 3 exons. Lineage: Eukaryota; Metazoa; Chordata; Actinopteri; Labriformes; Labridae. Gene Ontology annotation, biological process: regulation of transcription by RNA polymerase II. Gene Ontology annotation, molecular function: DNA-binding transcription factor activity, RNA polymerase II-specific; RNA polymerase II cis-regulatory region sequence-specific DNA binding. The record is from RefSeq and is a predicted model, not a curated record.